Daphnia carinata is the source of this 2047-nucleotide messenger RNA. RefSeq names its product pyridine nucleotide-disulfide oxidoreductase domain-containing protein 2-like. The transcript is spliced from 16 exons. Bases 99 to 1916 code for a protein of 605 amino acids. The record is from RefSeq and is a predicted model, not a curated record. NCBI's taxonomy places the organism in Eukaryota, Metazoa, Arthropoda, Branchiopoda, Diplostraca, Daphniidae. Gene Ontology annotation, molecular function: oxidoreductase activity.
UGAAUAGUUAUAGGAUACUGAUUUUCUGGCCAGUCUUCAAUAACACGAGUGGCCAAUUUUCGUAUAACGACUCCCGAAUACUUUCAGUUUUUCGCGUCAUGUCUUUGAGCUCUUUGCUUCGUUUCUAUCGUUUCCCGUCGAAACCAUUGGUUAGCCCGGCUGCUGCGAUUAGUUCUGUGAGAUCUACAAGCAACAAGCAAUCACCAUCUAGCUGUUUGAGUUAUCCAGGAAAACCAAAACAUUCAAGUUCAUAUGAAGCAAUUAUAAUUGGAGGAGGACAUAAUGGUCUGGUUGCUGCUGCGUAUCUCCAGUUAGCAGGCUUUAAAAAAGUCUGCGUCCUUGAACGCAGGCAUGUCGUAGGUGGUGCUGCCGUGACGGAGGAGAUAAUCCCAGGGUUUCAUUUUUCGCGUGCAUCCUAUUUACUCAGUUUAUUGCGUCCAUCCAUUAUCAACGAUUUGGAGCUCAAGAAACACGGAUUGAAGCUUCAUCUGCGGGACCCAAGUUCUUACACUCCGCUUUCUACCAAUCACUGGAAAACAGGCGGAGCUCGUUCGUUAACACUAUCUAGUGACAUUGAAUUCAACCGAAAGCAAAUAUCGAAAUUCUCCAAACGUGACGCCGAGGCCUAUGAAAACUACGAACAAUGGCUGUCGCGAUUAGUGGCUGCCAUCGACCCUCUCAUUGAUUCGAAAGCCAUCGAUUUGAAUUUUCCCGGUUCUUUUUAUUCGAAUGCCAAGAGUCUUUUGGCCGUGGGCAAAAGUGCAUACAAACUUCGCAAAGAAAUCGGAUCGUUUUACGAUUUAAUGACAGCUCCGGCUAGCAAACUGCUCGACCAAUUUUUUGAAUCAGAACCCCUCAAGGCAACCCUCGCAACUGAUGCAGUGAUAGGCGCAAUGAUGGGACCACACUCGAUCGGAAGUGGUUACGUUUUACUGCAUCACGUCAUGGGAGGAGUUGAGGGGAAACAAGGAGCUUGGGCCUACCCGGAAGGAGGAAUGGGGGCUGUGUCCAGUGCCAUGGCGAAAUCGGCAGUUGAGAAAGGAGCGACGAUAUUCACAGACCAGACAGUAAAAGAAAUUAUGGUGGAUGAUGAUGGAAGUGUUGCAGGUGUUCGCUUGGCCGAUGAAACGGAAAUCUUCUCCAAGGUUGUUCUUUCCAACGCUACACCUCACGUCACAUUCGUUAAUCUGUUGCCUUCCGGAGCGCUUCCUGAAUCGUACCUCAAUAAAGUGAAAUCGGUUGAUUACACAUCGCCAGUGACAAAGAUUAAUGUUGCACUUAACGCAUUGCCAAACUUCCUUGCCGAUCCACAUCAAACAUCGGGGAUAGGGAGAGCGGCUCCGCAUCAUCGUUGCACUAUACAUUUGAAUUGCGAAGAGAGCCAUAUGCUCAAUAAAGCGUUCCAGCAAGGCCAACAAGGGUUGAUUCCCGACAGGCCAAUGAUUGAAAUGACUAUACCAUCUUCAUUAGACCCGACCAUCUCACCGAAAGGCUGUCACGUAGCUCUGCUCUUCACACAAUACACGCCCUACGAAUUGCAGAAUGGGGUCCAAUGGGAUGACCAUUGGAGGGAGGUUUAUGCCCAGAGAAUAUUCCAACAAAUUGAAGAAUAUGCCCCAGGAUUUCAGCAGAGCAUCGUCGGCUAUGAAGUGCUUACACCCCCCGAUCUGGAGCGCAUCUUUGGGCUAACUGGAGGAAAUAUUUUCCACGGAGCCAUUAGCUUGGAUCAACUGUAUCUAUCUCGUCCGUUUUCUUCCUGGAAAGCGCAUAACCAAAGAGAUCAUUAUCCAUCGUUACCUCGGACGCCAAUCAAAGGACUCUACAUCUGCGGAAGUGGAGCUCAUCCUGGUGGCGGCGUGAUGGGGACUCCAGGACGUUUGGCAGCGGAACUUGUCGUAGAAGAAAACAGACGUUAAGCGCUCUGCUACACACGAAUGCAAAUAAGCUUCAAACAUUUAACUUCUUGGGAUGUUUCUUCAUAUUUUUCAAUCUUGCCAAUGAUGAAUUGCAGGUAUAAUAAUAUAAUAUGUAAGAGUUUAAUGAAGAA